Molecule: messenger RNA, 6052 nt
Organism: Calidris pugnax (ruff)
Lineage: Eukaryota; Metazoa; Chordata; Aves; Charadriiformes; Scolopacidae
Gene: STAT4
Product: signal transducer and activator of transcription 4
Exons: 23
Coding region: 42-2294 (750 amino acids)
Biological process (GO): defense response; regulation of transcription by RNA polymerase II; cytokine-mediated signaling pathway
Molecular function (GO): DNA-binding transcription factor activity, RNA polymerase II-specific; RNA polymerase II cis-regulatory region sequence-specific DNA binding
Source: RefSeq, a predicted model, not a curated record
GAGGCAGCCGCCGGGCCGCAGGGAGCCACCGCCGGCGCAGUAUGUCCCAAUGGAGUCAAGUUCAACAACUGGAAAUAAAGUUUUUGGAGCAGGUAGACCAGUUCUAUGACGAUAACUUCCCCAUGGAAAUCCGCCACCUACUAGCACAAUGGAUAGAAAGCCAAGAUUGGGAGGCUGCAUCCAACAACGAAGCGAUGGCAACAAUCCUCUUACAGAAUUUGCUAAUACAAGUGGAUGAACAGCUGGACCGGGUUUCACAGGAGAAGAAUCUUCUUUUGAUACACAACCUGAAGAGAAUCAGGAAGCUGCUGCAGGGCAAAUAUCACGGUAAUCCCAUGCAUAUAGCGGUAAUCAUCUCAAACUGUUUACGAGAAGAAAGAAGAAUAUUGGCUGCAGCUAGCAUGCCUGUGCAGGGGCCACUGGAAAAGUCUCUGCAGAACUCUGUGGUUUCAGAACGACAACGAAAUGUAGAACACAAAGUGUCAGCCAUCAAGAACAGCGCUCAGAUGACUGACCAAGAUGUCAAAUACUUGGAAGACUUGCAAGAGGAAUUUGACUUCAGGUAUAAAACAAUACAAAGCUUAGAGCAGAGCGACAAAAACAGCGCCCUCAUUAAACAGGAAAUGUUGGCGUUGCAGGCGAUGCUCAACACUUUAGACUACAAGAGAAAGGAAGUGCUCAGUAAAAUAGGGCGUGUGAUUCAUGAAAUCGAUAUGCUUAUGAGCAACAUGCUGACUGAAGAGCUGCUGGACUGGAAGAGACGGCAGCAGAUUGCCUGCAUUGGGGGUCCUCUCCAUGGUGGGCUUGAUCAGCUCCAGAACUGCUUUACGCUGUUGGCAGAGAGUCUUUUUCAAGUUAGAAGGCAACUAGAAAAAUUGGAGGAGCUGUUGACCAGGCUAACUUACGAUGGGGAUCCUAUCCCAGUGCAAAGACCUCAGCUGCUGGAAAAAGUCAACUUUCUGCUCUACAAUCUUUUCCGGAAUUCCUUCGUGGUUGAAAGGCAGCCCUGCAUGCCAACACAUCCCCAGAGGCCAAUGGUUCUUAAAACGUUAAUACAGUUCACUGUUAAAUUAAGGUUGCUAAUUAAAUUACCGGAGCUGAACUACCAGAUCAGAGUGAAAGCAACUAUUGACAAGAAUGUUUCAACAGUAAGUAAUCGUAGAUUCGUUCUGUGUGGAACACAUGUGAAAGCAAUGAACAUGGAUGAAUCCGCAAACGGAAGCCUGUCAGUGGAAUUUCGUCAUUUGCAACCCAAAGAAAUGAAAUCAAGUGCUGGAAGCAAAGGAAAUGAGGGCCCUCACAUGGUGACCGAGGAACUCCACUCCAUCAGUUUUGAAACCCAGGUCUGCCUGUAUGGAUUGACUAUAAAUUUGGAAACCAGCUCUUUGCCUGUGGUGAUGAUCUCCAAUGUGAGCCAACUACCCAACGCGUGGGCUUCUAUUAUUUGGUACAAUCUGUCAACCAACGAUCCUCAGAAUUUGUCUUUCUUCAACAAUCCCCCUGCUGCCACUUUAAGUCAGCUCUUAGAAGUACUGAGCUGGCAAUUUUCAUCAUAUGUUGGUCGUGGACUCAAUUCUGAGCAGCUCAACAUGCUGGCAGAGAAACUUACGGGCCAACAAGUCAGUUAUAACGAUUAUCAACUAUCCUGGGCAAAGUUCUGCAAGGAACAUUUGCCUGGGAAGUCUUUUACCUUUUGGGUUUGGCUUGAAGCCAUUCUGGACUUAAUUAAAAAACACAUUCUUCCUCUUUGGAUUGACGGGUACAUAAUGGGAUUUGUAAGCAAAGAGAAGGAACGAAUUUUGCUCAAAGACAAGACACCGGGAACAUUUUUGCUAAGGUUUAGUGAAAGCAAUCUGGGUGGAAUUACCUUUACUUGGGUGGAUCAGUUAGAAAAUGGAGAUGUAACAUUUCAUUCAGUGGAACCCUAUAACAAAGGUCGCUUAUCUGCACUGCCUUUUGCCGAUAUACUGCGUGAUUACAAAGUUAUUAUGGCGGACAACGUUCCUGAAAACCCUCUGAAGUAUCUGUAUCCAGACAUUCCCAAAGAUAAGGCCUUUGGCAAACACUACAGCUGUCAGCCAAAUGAAGUCUCAAAGCCCUCAGACGGAGGAGGCAAAGGUUAUGUUCCUUCUGUGUUUAUCCCAGUCUCCAAAAUCUUAAAUGAUUCUACAGAGCCACACUCUCCAUCAGAUCUUCUUCCAAUGUCUCCAAGCGUUUAUGCUGUGCUGAGAGAACACCUGAGUCCCACAGUGAUUGAAACUGCCGUACGUUGCAAACUUUUCCAUUCACGUUAAUACACGGGCAAAUGGGAGACGCUGGUUAUAAAAAGGCUGCUUGUACAAUUAUGAAAAAAUUAGAGUUCUUUCAUCACUUACUGUAUUACAUUCUGAAAUGGUGGUGCAGACUUUUCAGAUUCUAAAUGGGACAGGACUCUGCAAGCAUAGUCGGAAGCACUGUGUUAUAUGAAAUGAUCUAACACGCUGGCCAAUGAACCAUGACUGUCACAAUUCAAAGAUCCCAGACCUGUUGCACAAACAAAGCCUUUACACUGACAGAUACAUCACGAUUACCCUAAUUCUGUAGAUAGCACAAAGGACUUGACUUGCUUGGGAAAGCUGCACAAGGAACAUAAAAAAGUUCUGAUUCAGCAAACUUGCACAACUUUUCAGUGCUGCAAGUUUCUACAUGGGGUACCAAAGUGAGAAAUUAAAAGUAAACCAAAACAUUUUUAGCAAGUAGAACUAAUAUUCACUAAGUAUAUAGAAAGAAUAGGAAAAUACUGUAGCAAUGUUCUACUAAAAAAUUUUCCUCUUUUGCUUACUGACUAGAAACUGUGUUCUGAACCAUUGUGAUUUAGAGUACUUUGAGCAUUCGUGUGUACUCACUGGGGAUUUGUCCAGCAGACUUCUAUCAGGAAACACAGCAGUGGUUUGGAUUUAACAGCUCAAAAAGAAAACCUCCUUUUUUAAUACUAGCUCUUAGUUUUCUGUAUGUUCAAUGAUUUAUGAUCUUAAAAUGGUUAUGUAUUUAAAAGCCUGUCAACUCCCCUUCAAAUGCCACUCUGUAAACACUCCCUCUCACCCCAAACCAGAAUAAAGCUAAACUAGAAUCCUGAUUGUUGAUGAUUGGAAGUACAGUCAAAUUAUAUAUACAAAUAGAGGAGUUAUUUAAUAUACACCAAGCUCAAGACCUGUUCAAAAGCAAAAUAUCUUUUUUUGCUUCUUCACCUUUUCCUCUGAUAGUAUGCAUGACAAAAUAGUUCUUCAGCCUAUUAUUUAAAUUUUAGCUGAAUAAAAGUUCUGCAUUAAAACCUGCCGCACCCGAUCUGAGACACGCCCCCACCCAUUUGUUCUUUGAUAUUUAUGUACGAAAAGAGUUCUGACCUAAAGUGCAUUUGUGAACUACACACACAUUGGCAUUUCCCAAAGUUUCAGCAGCAAAAAGAAUAGUUGGCUUCACUUUUGUUUAUCAUCAGGCUCCAAACAAUUUUGGAUUCAUUUGGCAUGCAGAGUAAUUCUCAAACCAGCUCUGUCCAGAGCUUCCAAACCAGCUGUGACCAUCACCAUCUUCUGGGGUCAUAACCGCACAAUGUGUUUGGUGAUUAACUGGGAGACUCAAAUACAAGCAUGUUGUGUGUUUUUAAGGAAGUGGUUCAGUGCUGCUAGAUGGUAGGUGCAUUUCUGGAGGCUCCUACUAGAAGUGUUUUCAAAUUCUGCUAGAGAUUGGGGGAGAAAAUAGUUUUGAAACAUUUUUAAAGAACUCCUUCCCUCCUCUUUCCAUUCUAUUUAUCUUGGUAAUGGAAAAUGAGAACAAUAUAGGGGGCUUUUCUUUAUCAUUGCAAAUUCACACAUCAAUCUACCCUGGUGAAUAGCUAGCUAAAUUCGGAAAGCAGACCAUCUGCUUUAAUAAAGCAACACUUUUUUCUCCAUGAGAUGCCAAUAAAAGAAGUACUGUGUGAGAUGCAGAGAACAAGAGUGAAAUGUGCAGCAGGACAAAAUAUACUGCAAUUAAGUAACUCAGUCUUAGGAAGAUAUACUUUCUGCAGUCUGGCUGAAUUCCCUCCUGCUUCCCCCCUCUCCAGAUUCCCCUAUCCACUGGGAAAACAAGACUCCUGUGAAAACCCUGCUUUACAUAUCCAUAGGCUGCAAGAACUACAAGAGAUCAUAUAAAAAUAUAUAUCAUUUUUAUUGCAACUGUUUACCACAUAGUGUUUUAUAAUGAGCAUUGUAAUGCCCAUUUAUAAUGAGAAUUAUAAAGUGGAUCCUCAGGUCCUUGCCAGUUUGUGUUACGCUGUCAAAAUGACACUACGGGUGCUUUGAGCCAGAGAAGGUUUCAGCUGCAGUUAUUUCUGAACGAGCAUCAGUAACUUCCAUGAGACUAAUCUUUUCCUUUUUUGUUUUUAUUUCUAGCUGAGUUCUCCUUACUCAACUGAGUGAAGUUCACAUACUGGAAAAAUUAGUAAUUGUGUGAACACUGGACGGGUUAAGGAUGCAGUGAAUGUUUAUCAUCUUUGUAAAUCAUGAUCUCCCGUAAAACAUUAUGAUGUUAUUUCUUGGGCCUCUUUCUGUUAUCGACACCGUGUAAACAAGGACUCUUCUCCCUAGGGAUUACAGUGGCCUCCUGCAAGUCAGAAUUGCUGUCCUCACUGAUAAAAGGCCAAAUACUUCCUGGCUUGGAAGUCAUUUGACUUCAGUGGGGCCCAGCAGGGAUAAAUCUUACUUGCAGAAUUAACAUCCAUAGAAUUGCUGUAAAUAUGACAGUAUAAAAUCAAAAUGUUUUGCUUCUGAAAACAGCCUAUACGGAUAAUUAACGAUAUUAAUGUGUUUCGGGAAAUUAGGAUUUAUUAUGUUAAAUAGUUUCUCUUUAAUCAUCAUCUUGUAUACCAUUGGUUUAGCUUCUAUUUUAAAGCCAAGAUUCUCAUCCCUCUUGAGUUCAAACGUGCCACAGACGUCCAGGGUUUGCUUGCUUUCCAAACAUGAGCUACUUUCAGCAUAGAUUUUUAUCUGCCACCACAGCAGAAGUUGUGGAAGCAAAGGCGGCAAGUCUGGGAAGACAAGAAAGGAAACUGACACAAAACCUGUGGUGUCAAAAAGGCUGCAUUCAUUUAGCCACUGGAAGAGAGGGUUAGUAAAACUUCCCCCUCUCACAAAAUAGUUGCAGGAGUAAAUCUAUUUGUGCAUGAAGCACUCAGAUGCUGCAGCAAGGACUAUCAGAAAGUCUGCAAAGAAAAAAUCCUGAUCUGGCAGAGUUUGGAUACUAUCUGGUAAACACAAACCGGGAAGCACCGUUUUAAAAAAAUAGUUACUGAAGACCUGCAGCAUUUGCUGACCACUGGGUAAUUUGUGCCACAUGACAGAAUAUUGCAUGCCUCUCAAAGACUCAUUUAGUAAGCAGAAUUACUGGGUUUUGUAUAAAUGGUAAAUUGCCUUUUAAAAAUAUUCUUUUUUUUUUUCUGACAGGCACUGUUUAGUGCUAGGUUUGGGUUGUUUGGGUUUGUUGUUGGGGUUUUUCCCCUAUAUUAUCCCUAAAACCUCUGUUAAGAGAACAAUAAACAGGCAAUUCCAAGGCCACUGUAUUUCAUGUAUGCAGGCUCGUUCAAGAUUUCAUUCUUGUCUGCAGAACACACGGUUAAAGCACGCAAAGUUCUUGAAAUAGAUACAAACACUUGAGCAUUUGCGCCUUAUAUUCUUCUUGAUUGGAUACAUGGGAUGAAAACAUAUCCUCCUUGAAUCAGUAAGACCUGGAUUUUACUUUCAUUUCUCCUUUUUUACUCAUGCCUCUCAUUCCUACUAAUGACAUUAGUUGAAAGCAAGUGAAUGGGAACAAAUAGGGAGAUAUUUCUGUCAUACGUGGGAGUAGAUUUAAACAAAUGAACGCAUCUCUCUCCAUUAAUCUGAGUGAUUUAAAGCAAGUUGCAGAUAAGAUGUCGUUUUCUCUUGGAAAGCAUCAUGUAUAAAUAAUUUUCCAAAACAACAAGAGCAAUUGUGUAUAUAGUUUGGUAACAUCUGUAAUUUAUAUGACCCCCAUGAAUAAAAACAGAUUUUGGCUUAAA